AUGCCUCUGGUUAAACCGACAUCUGGAUAUAUCGAACAAUUUCUUUAUUUUUGGAGAAAUUUAACAAAUACGGCCUUGAAAUCACGAAUUGCUCAAUUACAAAUCACUAAUUCUAAAGCUGAAAUAGAAAUUGAAGCUUUAAAAAGUAAGAAUUCGAGUUUAUCCGAUGAUUUGUUGGCAGAAAGAAGCGAGAAGUUAAGCACAAUAAGAUCACUAAGUGAACAAAUUACAACAUUACUUCAUGAAAAUGAGAAGUUAAGCCAGGCUGCUGAUAAUAAUGAACCCAAGAUAGAAAUUGUAGCUUUAAAAAAGAAGAAUUUGAGUUUAUCUGAUGAAUUGUUGGCAGAAAGAAGUGAGAAGUUAAGUACAAUAAGAUCUCUACGUGAACAAAUUACAAAAUUACUUGAUGAAAAUAAGAAGUUAAGCCAGGCUGUCAAUAAUAAUAAUACUUGGCAUGAGGCUAAUUGUGAUUCAUGUGGGCUUCAAAUAAAAGGAUGCCGUUACAAAGUAAUCUUCAUACACUUCUCACAAAAGAAAUUUUUGGUUAUUUCUCUCUUAUUAAAAAUCAUUCCUCAAAAAUAG
This is a messenger RNA of Scutellospora calospora, 582 nucleotides long. NCBI's taxonomy places the organism in Eukaryota, Fungi, Glomeromycota, Glomeromycetes, Diversisporales, Gigasporaceae. The record is from the annotation of a GenBank genome assembly.